Messenger RNA from Medioppia subpectinata, 1324 nucleotides. The record is from the annotation of a GenBank genome assembly. NCBI's taxonomy places the organism in Eukaryota, Metazoa, Arthropoda, Arachnida, Sarcoptiformes, Oppiidae.
AUAAUGUUGUGAGCAUUGAGUGAAUGAAUACGUGUUUGUCGUCACUAUUAUUGGGCUUUCAAUUGAGUAUUGAUUUCAUUAUUGGUUUUGCGUUUGAAUUGCGAUUCAAUUCAAAUGACGAUUAAAAUGACCGCUAAUUGCGUGAAAUCGACAAAAAUGAGCCGUCAUUUCAAUUCGAUGCGAAAUCACUCCUCUUUGGUGGAAAGGGUGCGGAAGUCGUUAUAUUACGGGAGCAUAAAGUGUGGAUCGCAUGAGACGAUCGAUUAUCCGUCGAUGCCUUUGACGGAAGUGACGGUCGAGUUGUUCGAGAAGACGGUCACCUCCGGCGCCGAAGGGCUCGACGUGUUUGACAUGACUUUCGCGGCUCAGGUGUCGCGCGAGGCGUGCAUUACUCCCACGUCUAUCAUGUUAUCAAUGAUUUAUUUGGAAAGACUUAAAGCCAAGAAUCCCGAGUACUUGAGACGCGUCUCCACUUGUGAUCUCUUUCUCGUCUCUAUUAUGAUAGCCUCGAAGUUCCUGUUCGAUGACGGAGAGGAGGACGAGGUGUUUAACGACGAGUGGGCCAACUCUGCCAACAUUGAUGUCAAACAACUGAACCGUUUGGAGCGCGAGUUCUUGAAUGCCAUCAAUUGGUCGCUGUUUGUCGACUGCGAGACAUUUCUGCGCCAAUUAUCCAAAGUAGAGGCACUCAUAUCAGUGAAUCAGUCUAACAAAAGGGGUGCCAAUGGUAUGACAUAUACGGAACUGUUGUCUCUCUUCCAAUACUCUAAGACCCGUAAUAAGGGUGACCUCCUGUCGGCGAUCGUCCAAUCGGUGAGCAAACUGUUGGUGAUGUCUUCGAUGGCCUAUUGGGCGGCUGUAUUGGCAUUAGUGGCGUCGACAGCGAUCACCAAAUCCUUAUUGGAACCCAAUUCUCAACAAACACUCGGAAAUCAAUCUCUCGUCGCAAACGAUUCGACACUUAUUUACACAAUGAAUCCAUUGCGGGAAACGCUCUCCGAAUGGUCUUACGAUACGAGUCUAUGUGAUGAACGAAAUGCCAAAAUCGAUCACAUUUUAUACAUUGCGAACGCAAAGCCCUAUAAGAAAGUGACACAAAAUAUUGAUAUCUCUUCCAAACGAAAAGUCAUUAACAUUUGUUUCGAUUCCCGACCGAAGAAGCAUUCAUUUGGCUAUUAUUCUAAAUAUUAAGACUAUUCUUCUCUCGUCUGUAGUUUUGUGAUGAAAACUUUCCAUUCAACUAUUUAACAAAUCCAUUAAAGUGUAUCAAACUUUGACUUUAAAUCCAAUAAUAACUCAACUGUUUUAUGUUUUAUACAACUAA